AUGGGGCGCGCGCCGUGCUGCGAGAGGACUGGGCUGAAGAAGGGGCCGUGGACGCAGGAGGAGGACGAGAAGCUCGUCGCCUACAUCAAGAAGCACGGCCAGGGGAACUGGCGCACCAUGCCCAAGAAUGCCGGCCUGGAGCGUUGCGGGAAGAGCUGCCGGCUGCGGUGGACGAACUACCUCCGGCCGGACAUCAAGCGCGGCCGCUUCUCCUUCGAGGAGGAGGAGACCAUCAUCCAGCUCCACAGCAUCCUCGGCAACAAGUGGUCAGCCAUUGCGGCGCGGCUGCCGGGACGCACGGACAACGAGAUCAAGAACUACUGGAACACGCACAUCCGCAAGCGCCUCCUCCGCAUGGGCCUCGACCCCGUCACCCAUGCGCCGCGCCUCGACCUCCUCGACCUCUCCGCGCUGCUCAAGCCCGCGGCCGCCUACUACCCCACGCAGGGCGACCUCGACACGCUCCGCGCGCUCGAGCCGCUCGCCGGCUACCCGGACCUCCUCCGCCUCGCCUCCACCCUACUCGCCGCGCCGACGCCCGCCUCCACCACGGCCGAGCAGCAGAUGCUCCUGCCCUGGCUCAUCCAAGCGCAGAUGGCGCAGCAGGCCUCGAAUCAGCAGGCGCCGCCGCAGCAUGCCACGGGUGCAGACCAGUUCAUGCCGCCCAGCUCGACGUACCAAAUGCCAGCCCUGGUCCACGCGAACCCCGCGCACCAGGAUCACAUGGUGGCCUGCGGUGACUACACGCACCUCCCUGCCUACGAUGGCCAGGUCGACUACAUGCCGCCGCUGAUGCAGAUGGUGUCAGAAACGUCCAACCAGCAGUGGAGCGGCACGGUCAGCAGCAGCAACAACAACUGCAACGUCGGCUCCGGCGUGUCCACGCCGUCGUCGAGCCCCGCCGCGGGGACCGUGAACUCGGCUUCGACAACGACAACGUUCUGCGCGAACGCGAGCAGUUUUGACGCCAUCAGCGCCGCCGACGCCGCCGGGCUGUUCGACAUGCACCUGUCCGAUCUCCUUGAUGUGAGCGACUACAUGUAGCUAGUGAAAAUUAUUCCAAGUUCGGCUUUCCACACCUGCGUGGAAACUGGAAACCAUGCAAGUCGAUUGAACAGUUGGCCACGUACCGACCGAGAGGGAGCAAAACAUGCAUGAUGAUCGCACGGCCAUUUUUGUACAGA
This is a messenger RNA of Lolium rigidum, 1184 nucleotides long. RefSeq names its product transcription factor MYB41-like. Bases 1 to 1044 code for a protein of 347 amino acids. The record is from RefSeq and is a predicted model, not a curated record. The transcript is spliced from 3 exons. Lineage: Eukaryota; Viridiplantae; Streptophyta; Magnoliopsida; Poales; Poaceae.